AGUGUGUAUAAUAUCAGUAUGUUAAUACGAAUAGCUAUAUUACUCUCAAUGUCAGUCAUACUAGUUUCUGCGAAAUACAGAAAGCCUCAACCAAAAUACCCCAGGGACACUGUGUUCUGGGCAACUGACUUCUUCGUAAAAGGGUGUAAGAACUUUCUAGAGAAUUGUCCUUCUGGAUAUAAAGUUCAAGAAAUCUGCGCUCGUAGUUACGGCGGGGAAUACAGAAACUUCGCGAAUUAUUGUCAAAUGCAAUAUGAAAACUGCAACACUUGGAGAAAUUGGAGAGUUUUCAAAAGAGAGAAGUGCUAAUGAAAUCUAAGGCGUAA
Colias croceus (clouded yellow) is the source of this 326-nucleotide messenger RNA. RefSeq lists its product as uncharacterized. The transcript is spliced from 4 exons. NCBI's taxonomy places the organism in Eukaryota, Metazoa, Arthropoda, Insecta, Lepidoptera, Pieridae. The coding region runs from base 19 to 309 and encodes 96 amino acids. The record is from RefSeq and is a predicted model, not a curated record.